AUGUCUCAUAACAAUCAACUGAUUGCAGCAGCUGCUGGAGCAGUCACUUUGACAGGAUUGGUGGCAAUGGGUCUUAAACGACCACAUCCUUAUGGACAGACUGUGGAGGUCGGAAACAAGGUAGUUGGCGAAGGCAGAGCCAGAAGAAAUGUAUUUGCAGAGAAGGAGUUGGUCGACCACAUUCCCGAGGAGCAGGUCUACACCAUCUACGACUCAUUCAUUGCCGCCACUCAAAAGUUCCGAAACAAGCAAUGCUUUGGUCAGAGGAAUGUUGGAAGCAAUGGAGAGCUGAACGAACACUUUGACUUCAUCACCUACGGCGAGUUUGCUGGUCACUGUGAGACACUCUUCCAAGGUCUCUGUGAGCUUGGUCUCAAGCCUAAAAGUAGAAUAGGAGUAUUCAGUCGCAAUAGAAUUGAAUGGUUGAUAACUCAGUACGCUUGUUACUUGCAGAACAAUAUUAUUGUGUCGUUCUACGAGACGCUUGGAGUGGACUCUCUGGCAUUCGUCAGCAAGCAUGCAGAGAUUGAGUUGGCCUUCUGCUCCAAGGAGACACUGUCCAAGAUGAAGGAGUUGGCACUCAAAGUGCGUGCACUCCGCACCAUCAUCUGUUACGACAACGUGCCAGACAGUGUUCGCGAGGACUUCAGAGACAACAACAUCAACCUAUACACCCUCGACCAGAUCUACGCCAUCGGCAAGCUGGCCAAGAUCAAGCAUAGACAUGUGCCACCAACAGCCGACGACUUGUGCACGAUUAUGUACACUAGUGGAACGACUGGCGACCCAAAGGGAGUGAUGAUCACACAUAGGAACGUCAUUGCCGUGGUCAAUGCCGUGAAGAAAUACAUCGACUAUAUCAAUGAAACAGACGCACACUACUCCUAUCUGCCCUAUGCACACAUCAUGGAGCGCAUCAUCGUCUUCUUGGCCUACCACUAUGGCGGUCGCAUCGGCAUCUUCUGUGGCGACAUCACCAAGAUCCUACCCGAGAUCAAGAUACUGCGUCCAACACUCUUUGUCGGUGUGCCGCGUGUGUUUGAGCGUAUCAAGGCUGGCGUGUUCAAGGAGAUCUCCAAGCAGCGUCCACUGCGUCGCUCAAUCUUCAUGCUGGCCUACAAACUCAAGUACUUGUCCAUCCUGUACGGCUUCAAGAUGCCCCUUCUCGAGGCCUUCCUAAACUUCCUUGUCUUUGCCAAGCUAAAGUUGGCACUUGGUGGACAAGUCCGUGUUAUCCUGUCUGGCAGUGCACCUCUCUCCGCUGACACAGAGAUCUUCCUCAGAGUUUGCUUCUCCUGUGUUGUAGUACAAGGAUAUGGUCUGACUGAGACAUGUGGAGGCACUGCCGUCAAGCUCCUGCAAGACUCUAGUGUUGGCAGUCUUGGACCACCCUUUGUCUCUGUUGAGGCCAAGUUGGUGGAUGUACCAGAGCUCAACUAUUACACAACCUCCAACCCACCAUGCGGAGAGGUGCACUUGAGAGGACCAUCAGUCGCCAUCGGUUACUUCAAAGAUGAUGCCAAGACACAACAAGACUUCAAAGAUGGAUGGUUCGCAACAGGUGACAUUGGAAGAUGGAAUCGUGAUGGAUCAUUGAGCAUCAUUGAUAGGAAGAAGAACAUAUUCAAGCUGUCACAGGGAGAGUAUGUGGCCGUCGAGAGGGUCGAGGGCGCAUUGCUCAACAGCCAGUGGGUGGCCCAGGUGUUCAUCUAUGGCGACUCUCAAAAAGCCAACCUGGUGGCCAUCGUCCACCCGCAUCCAGACAAGGUGGAGGAGUGGGCCAAGCUCAAGGGCAUCGUGGCCAGCUUCGAGCAGCUGUGCAGCAACCGUGAGCUCAACCAAAUUGUGCUGAAGGACAUGGAGAGCACUGCCCGCCAGACCAAACUGUUUGGCUUUGAGAUCCCCAAGAGAGUGCACCUCAUCUCCGAGGCCUUCAGUGAUGUGAACGGUCUAUUGACGCCAUCAUUCAAGCUCAAGAGACAACAGAUCAAGGAUCGCUACAAGCAUGCCAUCGAUGACAUGUACCGCAACUUGGACUAG
Molecule: messenger RNA, 2040 nt
Organism: Acytostelium subglobosum LB1
Lineage: Eukaryota; Evosea; Eumycetozoa; Acytosteliales; Acytosteliaceae
Exons: 6
Coding region: 1-2040 (679 amino acids)
Biological process (GO): long-chain fatty acid metabolic process
Cellular component (GO): membrane; endoplasmic reticulum
Molecular function (GO): long-chain fatty acid-CoA ligase activity
Source: RefSeq, a predicted model, not a curated record